GAUGCUGUAACAAGUAGAACGUGGGCUAAAUCUAGCAGAUUGAUAAUGGAGACGGCCUGGCACAGCGCCUAGCGGAACUUGGCUUGCUCCUGAACUACUUUGCUGAACCAUGUCCGCGCUCUCAGCCAGCACGUCUCGUGGAUGCGCUGGUGCUUCUACCAGCUCCGCAGCUAAUGCAUCUGCGCAGGUCAUCGUCCCACCUCACCUGAAGCAUCAAUGGCUGCUUGGAAUGUUUGGGCCGUGCCCCCGGCGCCGCCGCUCGGGGAGCUCAGCAAGGGCCACUGGUUCGCUUGCGACCGGCAGCACAAACGAGCUGUUUUUAGGAUUGCAGGCCCGGUCGCUCGCUGGGCGGUAUGGCAGCAGUCGCGGGGCUUGGCGGACAUCAGUUGUCACUGGCGCCCUCGAGGUUGACAGCGACAGCCUAGGGUUGGGGCCGCUGGACUUUGUCGCGUCGGCGGCGGCGCAUCCGCCGGAGCCUGUAAAGCUGGUGGGCAAGCCUCAGCCGCGUGCACGCGCUCGGCCACCGGCCCUGGCUGCAACACCCUCACUGUCCGCGUCCGCGGGGACGUCGUCGCCCGCGCUGGCUUCCACAGAUGCCCACACUGAAAGCGUAACAGCAGCCUCAUCUAGCGGCGACAGCAGCGUCGCGGCCGCGGCACCCUUGCAUCGCGCAGCUAACAACGCUGGGGGGCCUGCACAUGCGGCUGACACGGCGCCGGCGGACGCGGUCGCGCUUGACCGCGAGGACAUGCCGCUGGGGCCCCGUCUGAAAACCACCAUUGUCCGCAACAUCACGCGUAAGCUGCAGGAGCGCGCAGCACAGUUGGCAGACGUGAUCCCGGGCCCGGGCGCGGCGCGGCCGCCACCUUUCACGCCGCGCCUGCCGCAGAUGCGCACAGCGCAGAACAACUACAAGAUGCGGCAGGACCGCAUCUCCAGCCGGAAGGAGGCGGGCAAGGCUGGCGACGGUCUAGACGUGCGCGUGACGUCCACCAGUGAUGAUGAGGGCGGCUUGGACACGGACGCUGGUCGGGAGGCUGUUGAGCCCUCGGCGGCCGGCGGCUGGCAGUACGGCCGGCCGCCGGUGGGCGCUAAGCGCGGCGACGAGCCGGGCACGGUGCCCGUGCGCAGCAGCGGCGGCGCGACAGCGCCGCCGGAGCACGUAAUUGUAUCGCCGACCAUCUUGGCGGCUACCGCCGCCACCUCAGCUGCGGCCCAGGGCCUGGCGGGACUGGUGCCUGCGCCCGGUGCGGGCGAGCGCCCCGCUAAGGCGGAUCUGGAGGCCACCAUCCGCGGCUGUGCCGACCUGGAGGCCGUGCGGAUGCUGUACGGGCGGCUGGGGGGCGUCAUGUCGCGGUCGGAGCUGAUCCUGCUGGUGAACACGCUGGCAACGGUGCAGGACCCGCAGCACAUGACGGUCAAGGUGUGGACGCAGACGCAGGCGAUGCUGGUGGAGCUGCUGCAGCGCAUCACGCCGCGCCUGGACUCGUUCACCAUGCAGGACUUCAUGGUGGUGCUGGCGGCAGUGGCCAAGUUGCGCUACGUGCCGCCCAACGACUGGAUUGCGGCGGUGCUGACGCAGAGCAAAACACGUCUGUACAAUGCCACGCCCGCCCAGCUGACCACCGCGCUGCGGGCGCUGGCGCGCAUGACGGUGGACCCCUCAGACAUUAAGUCCGCCGCCGCCUGGGAGGCCUGGAUGCGCCGCUACCUGGCGUCCGUGCAGCGGCAGCUGGCCGCUUACCGCGCCGACGAGCUGGUCAAGACGCUGGUGUCGCUGUCGGAGCUGCGCUACCGGCCGCCGCCCGAGUGGAUGGCGCGCUUCUCAGCGGCGCUGCACAGCCGGCUGGAUGUGCUGGAGGCCCACUCGCUGUCGGAGGCGAUGCUGGCGUUCGCCGCCCUGCGCUACCAGCCCGAGGCGCCCUUCCUGCGCGCCUACUACGGCCAGCUGUACUCGCGCCUGCCGCUGGCAGACGACCGCGACAUGGCCACCUUCGCGCAGGCGGCGGCGCUGCUGGACCGCCUGGUGCGCCAGGACUUCAUGCAGGAGUUCCUGGCGGAGGUGCUCCAGAAGCUACCCACCUUCAAGCCGCAGCACCUGGCCAACCUGCUCAACGCCAUGGGCCGGCUGGCGGCUGCGCCCGCUAGCCGCGUGCGGCCGCCGCCGGGCUGGGCGGCGGUGGUGGCGGAGCACAUGGACUACCCGCUGCCCGGGGCCAGCAAGACGCGGCUGUCUACCUUCAGCGGCACGGCGCUCGCCAGCGCCGCCUGGGGCCUCAGUGUGCUGGGCUACCAGCCCACGCCCAAGUUCCUGGAUGACCUGCUGUCCGCCUCGUACGGCAAGCUGCACGCCUGCGGCCCCACCGACCUCAUCCUGCUGCUCACCGCGCUUGGCAACUUCGGCUACACGCCAGCGCCCACGCGCAACGCCUUCUGGGACACCUGGAUGGUGGAGUUCGAAAAGCUGGCCGCGCGCAAAUCGUACGACACGCGCGGCGUGUGCGACCUGAUGGCGGCGCUGGCACGCCUGCCGCGGCCGCUGCGGCCCAACGGCGUGCCGCGGCCGCCGCACCCGGACUUCGUGGCGGGCGUGCUGCGCUCCACGCGCAUCUACAACCUGCGCAACACUUCGCCCUCGCGGCUGGCGGCGCUGGCGGGCUCGCUGGCGGUGGUGGGCAUCCGGCCCGACUUCGGCUUCCUCUACAACUACGCGCAGGCCGCCCGCUUCAUGUGGUCGGGCUUCAGCAUGCGCGACUACUCCAUCCUGCUGGGCUCGCUGGUGCACAUCGGCACGCCCGGCGUGGCCGACCCGCGCUGGGCGGGUGACUUCCUCGCCAUCACCCUGUGCCGCAUGUCAGAAUUUGACGGCCCCGGCCUAGCGGCCGCGCUGGAGGCGCUGGCGCAGCUGCCGCACCCCGAGUUCGAGCCCAGCAGGCAGUGGCUGGCCGCCGCGGCACAGCGUGCCGGGGACCUGCUGCGCAACCCGCCGCCGGCGCCGCAGUCACCACAGGCUGUGGCGGCUGCCGCCGCCACGGCGGCCGCGGCUGCGACCGCAGGCGCCGAGUCGCCUGGGCACCUGGCGAGAGCCAGCGGCGGCAGCGGCGCUGCCGCCGCAGCAGGCGGCGCUGGCGUGCCGGCGGCGGCUGUCGCGGCCGCAGGCGGUGCCGGUAUCGCGGUGCCAGGGCCAGUGCACGGCUCGCUGUCGUACCGGGCGGGUGGUGUGCUGGCGAACGGGGGCACUCUGGUGGUGUCGCCGGAGGGCCGGCUGGUGCCAGUGCCGCCCAUGCACCCGCUCACACCAGAGCACGUGCUGUCGGUGGUGCGCUCGCUGGCGGUGAUGGGACACCGCUGCGACGAGCAGGACCUGCUGGCACAGGCGACGCGUGCGCUACUUUCGCGCAAUGCAGUGCUGCUCAAGGCGCAGGAGGGCAAGGCCAGCACAAGCGGAAGCGGAAGCAGCAGCAGCGGCAACACGGACGCCAGCGCCAGCAGCUCCUAUGGGCAGGCAGAGGUGGCGGUGGGUUACGAGGGCAGGGCUGUACCUGGACGCGAGGCGGCUUCUGCCGCCUUCCAGCGCGCAAACAGCCUGGCAGCUGCCGCGGCUGCGGCCGCGGCGGCCAAUGCGCAGGGUGAGGCGGUGCGGCCGCACCUCAGCCGUGAGGCUUCGGCGCAGCUUGAGGCGGCUCUGCAGGCAAUGCUGGGGCACCAGGUCGCCAUCCUGCCCCUGGCUGCGCCGUCGCUGCCUGGCUUGGUGGUGGAGGCUGUGGCGGCGGACAUUGAGAUGUCGUCGGCGUCGUCGGCGCCGGUUGCGCUGGGGUCGAGCCAGGACCUUACCAUGCCGGCAGGGGCGGUGCGCACGGCCGAGGUCAAGCAGGCGCAGGCGGCGCGUUGGGCGGAGAAGCGGAGUGGACGUGGCGGCGCGCGUUCUGCUGCGGAUGCUGAGGGCGAUGGGCAGGAGGCCGAGCGUGGCAUGGCCACGGACGAUCGUGCGGCUGGGCCGCGUGUGUCAGCGGGAGGGCGGCGAGCGGGGGUUGUCGUGCGGGCACGCAGCAUGCCCGGAGCAGGGGCACGCGCUGAAGUUGAGACGAAUGGGGGCGAGGCAAAUGGUGGCACGGGUGUUGCUGCGGCCACAGCAUAGAAAGCAGGAAGCCGCUUGGGGGCGGAGAACUCGUGGGAGAAGUUGGGAUGGUUGCAGAGUGCAGGGAAGUUCACAAGGCUGUGUAACGUUACAAUGUAAAUCGACGGGACC
Messenger RNA from Chlamydomonas reinhardtii, 4249 nucleotides. RefSeq lists its product as uncharacterized. NCBI's taxonomy places the organism in Eukaryota, Viridiplantae, Chlorophyta, Chlorophyceae, Chlamydomonadales, Chlamydomonadaceae. The record is from RefSeq and is a predicted model, not a curated record. Bases 110 to 4138 code for a protein of 1342 amino acids. The transcript is spliced from 10 exons.